UAUCCGACACGAUAGGGUGUUCUUAAUCUUAGAGUCGUAGAUUUUUAACGAUGACUAGCAUAAGUUAUAAAAUUAUUUUCCUUCUUUUGCUUUUAAGUGUAUUUGAAGCUACCGUUGACAGUUAUCAUGCCGUGGUUCUUAUUCAUGGUAUACUCACUGGAAGUGAUAGUAUGGAACUUAUUAGUGAUAGAAUCGCUGAAAUGCAUCCGGGGACACAGGUUUAUAAUAUUCCGAGAUACGCUGGAUGGAGUAGCCUAGAAUCGAUGUGGCAUCAAGUGAAAGAGAUGGGUCUGGAUAUCUUAUCUAUAGGCGCUGCAUAUCCUGAAGGAAUAAAUUUAGUGGGUUACAGUCAAGGUGGUUUAAUAGCUAGAGCGAUAUUGCAAAGAUUUCCUGCGCAUAAUGUUAGAAACUUCAUUUCCUUGAGUUCACCACAAGCUGGACAGUAUGGAACACAAUUUUUGCAUUUAUUUUUCCCCAAUUUGACGUGUAAAACUGCGUUUGAAUUAUUUUAUUCCAAGCUCGGACAACACACCAGUGUUGGGAAUUACUGGAAUGAUCCUCAUCAUCAAGAAUUAUAUUACAAGUAUAAUACAUUUCUUCCGUAUGUAAACAGUGAGAUACCCUCGAUCAAAUUGUCAACGAAUAAACGAGGUCUCACCAAGUUAAAACGCAUGGUACUGGUUGGAGGACCCGAGGACGGUGUCAUUACUCCAUGGCAAAGCAGCCAUUUCGGAUAUUACGAUGCCAACGAGACUGUGAUAGAUAUGCGUGAUAGAAGUAUAUAUAAGGAUGAUUUAAUCGGAAUAAGAACAUUAGAUGAAAGUGAAAGGCUCACUCUUAUUACAGUUCCAAAUAUCCCUCAUAAUGAGUGGCAUAAAAACGUAUCAAUAGUAGAUGACAUCCUACUACCAUACUUAGAUUAGUGUAAUUUUAUUCUAGACUAGAUAAUUAAUUGUUGCUAUAUGACAUGAAGAAAAUUUCAAAGUUCAAAGAUCUCUCACAAUGACAUUUAC
Eufriesea mexicana is the source of this 1013-nucleotide messenger RNA. It is a transcript of the gene Ppt2, whose product is annotated as palmitoyl-protein thioesterase 2. NCBI's taxonomy places the organism in Eukaryota, Metazoa, Arthropoda, Insecta, Hymenoptera, Apidae. Gene Ontology annotation, cellular component: lysosome. Bases 51 to 923 code for a protein of 290 amino acids. Gene Ontology annotation, molecular function: thiolester hydrolase activity; palmitoyl hydrolase activity. The record is from RefSeq and is a predicted model, not a curated record. The transcript is spliced from 4 exons.